Messenger RNA from Patella vulgata (common limpet), 6087 nucleotides. Its product is annotated as insulin-like growth factor 2 mRNA-binding protein 2. NCBI's taxonomy places the organism in Eukaryota, Metazoa, Mollusca, Gastropoda, Patellidae. Gene Ontology annotation, cellular component: cytoplasm; nucleus; cytosol. Gene Ontology annotation, biological process: nervous system development; regulation of gene expression. The record is from RefSeq and is a predicted model, not a curated record. Gene Ontology annotation, molecular function: mRNA 3'-UTR binding. The transcript is spliced from 16 exons. Bases 144 to 1955 code for a protein of 603 amino acids.
GGUACUGUAGUUGGGGCAUUUUUAGUUACCCUCUCUAUGUGAUAUAGUACUAGAAAAUUCUCCUGUUUGUCGCCGCUAUUCUGUCGUGCAUGAAGAUUCCAUGCUAGUUUCAUGACUUUUAUAUUGCAGUAGAUUAAUUAGCAAUGUCCAAACUAUACUUGGGUAACCUGUCGACAGAUGUCACGGAAGGAACGCUGCGUGACUUGCUUGAAGAGAAAGGGGUUACGGUCAACAGUUUACUUCUAAAGAGUGGUUUCGCAUUCGUUGAAGUCCCCGAUCAAGCCAACGCAGACAAAGCAAUUGACAGUUUAAACGGCUUUAACCUUCUUGGUUUUGUCAUGCAAGUAGAACCCUCUGUUGCUCGCCGCAGUGGUCGGCGUUCAACUAAGAUCCAGAUAAAGAACCUGCCUCCUCAAGCAUCGCGGGACGACAUAGAAACACUAGUCAACAGAAACGCAGGAAGCGCUGUCAAAUUUGAAGAAGGUCCAGAAGGAGCUGUAUUUGUUACUUUUGAUUCACCCGAACAAGCUCAAGAGGCUGUUACUGCAUUGAAUAGUUUUGAUUAUGAUGGUUCCGUUUUAAAGGCUUUUUUUAUUAAUAACGGAGCUCGUAGACCCAGAUCAAAUAACGGCAACUCAGGAAUGAAUCGGCAGGAAUUACCAUUAAGAAUAAUUGUUGGCAGUGAUUAUGUGGGAGCUAUUAUUGGUAAACAGGGACAGACAAUACGAAAUAUAACAUCACAAAGUAGAGCCAGGGUUGAUAUACACAGAAGAGAUAAUCAUGCUCCAGAAACAUUAGUCACUAUAAAAGGCAACCCUGACAGUUGUUCCAAGGCCUGUAAAGAAAUCAUGAAAGUCGUUCAACAAGAAGCAGCUGCCCUUAAUAAAGGGGAAAAUCCUAUGAAAGUUUUGUGUCCUAAUCAUAUAUGUGGUAGAAUUAUUGGUAAGAAAGGAAAUGUUAUAAAACAGUUUAUGGAGAAAUCGGGAACACAUAUAGUAGUGUCAAGUAUUUCUGAUUAUGACUAUGGUAUGUCCGAUAUGAAUACAUAUUAUGUUGAUCGUGUUAUUACCAUCUCUGGAGGUAGUCUAGAUGCAGCAUGUAAAGCAGAAGAAAUGCUCAGUGAAAAAAUGAGACAGUGCUAUGAACAAGAUGCCCAGAAUUAUAAUCAACAACAACCCCAUAUGAUGUUUGGUAUGCCACCACAUAUGCAGAUGAUGCAAGGUUAUAACAGUUAUCCUGGUGUACAAAGUCCCUAUGGUUACGGAAUGUCCUAUCGAGAAGAUGACAUGCACGGUUACUUACAGGGUUCUGGUAACAUGCAUCCUGGGUUAUUUGGUAACCCCCCUGUUCCACCACCCAUGGAGUUACAAGUAACCUACCUCUACAUACCGGAACCAUCAGUUGGAGCCGUUAUCGGCAGCAAGGGUACCAACAUCAAAAACAUUAUGAGACUAUCAAACGCUAGAAUUAAGAUUAUGCAGAGCACAAAAGGUGAAGAGGAGAGAAAUGGUGAAUCAAGGGAACGAGAAAAUCGUGACCGACAACAGAUGGGAAUCGCAGCUCCACGACCAGAUGAACGUAAAGUCAUUAUCACAGGCAAUCCAGAAGCACAAUGGAAGGCCCAGUUUUAUAUUUUUGAGAAAAUUCGAGUGGAAGGAUACUCUGGUAAUGAUGAAGUUCAUCUCCGAUCAGAAAUAAUGGUACCUAAAGCAGCUGUUGGCCGUAUUAUUGGUAAAGGCGGACAAAACAUUCGUGAGUUGACUCGUGUGAGCGGGGCAAUCGUCAAAUUACCCGAAGAUCAAGGAGAAGUAGAAGAAGUAGCAGUCACAAUCAUCGGUCAUUUCUACGCCAGUUUAAUGGCACAACGUCGCAUCCGUGGUCUCGUCUCUUCGCAACAGCAACAACCCACUGGUCCACAGCCGCGCAAACCCCGACCACAACAGAAUGGAAAUUAGAUAAAUAGUGAAACCACUGGUCUAAAACGGAUUUGUUGAAGAUAUUGGUUGUUGUCAUUGCAACCGAAAUGCGGCCCUUUUGGUCUAACCAAAGACUUGAAUGACACGCCCCCACUGACCCCAGCUCUCUCCCUCUCUCUUAUUUUUUUUUUUUUUUCCCGCCCUUUCUAUUUUCAGACAUAUAACAGUUAUAUCUUUAGUAGUGACUGACAGUGAUCAACCUUGUACUUUUCAUUUUCUCUCAACAUUUUGCUCGUCGUUAGAAUCAUCACGGAUGAGCAAAACUGGCAAAGAGUUGACGGGCAUCUCUUAUUAAUCGGGUGCUUUCUUAAUGUCAAUGAAUGACAGGGUUUUCACGGUACUUUUUAAUCGGGCGUUAAAUAUCAUCGUUACUAGGACAAUCAUUAGAACACACUUCUACCUUGUGAAGGGAGAAAAGUUCACGUAUGCUUUCUAGUUUUGAAGAAUGUAUCGAAAAAUGUUUAAAAAGAUAAUCAAAUUGUAUUUUAAACAUCUUUUGGAUGCCGCACAAAUAUUUAUGGAUAUCGCGACAUGUUAAACUACCAACAUUCUUCUGUGGUUACAUAAAGUGUUUUCGAGAGGUGUUUGAAAUGAAGUAAUUGACGAUGAUAUUUGCUGCCGAAAACGACAAGAGGGGCUCGUUUGUAAUAACGUAAAGUUUUUCAGCUGGCUCGUCUUAUUAUUAAUGUUUAUUUUUAAUUCCGUGUAAACCCUGUCAGGCGAUUUGUUGGCGUCUUUUUAAAUUGUUGUUGUAGGUGAUAAUUUUAAAGAGCGCCAAGAUGACGACGACGAUAAUCUUGUGGCCAGUAAGAGUGGACGAAUACCAUUGGUUUAUUUAUACCUAUUAAGUUUGAUCAGAUUUUUACGAGGUCCCUAAAUAGCACUGGGGCGGCUCGUGAGAAUUUUUUUUUCUUUAUGUAUAAGAAAAUGGAUUAAGAAGUUUAUUUUUUGAUAUUUGUUGAGGAGGUUUUUGUUAGAAUUUUUAUGUCAUUUUAUGGGCAGACUUUUUGUCCAUUAAAUGGAGAAAAAAAAAUGUAAAAAAAAAAAAUGGUGGAUACUACAAAGCGAGAAUCAGCACACAAAUAACAACAAACCCCUUUUUCUCUGAAAUGACAUUCAUGCAAAAUCAAAAAUCUCGAGUCUACAAGAUAACAAAAGGUCUUUCUCCCCUUGGGCAAAUGACAUGCAUGUCCAAAUAUGGGCAUCAUAAUUUGUAUUCAUGAUUUCUGCGCUUGCGUAGUAAUGUAUGGUGUUAAAAAAGAAUAUUUGUAGAUUUUUUUUUAGACGUUUAAUUUGUAUAAAAAAAAAAAAAUCUUUUGAAAUAUUCGUAAAUUAUUUUUUUCGACACAAGUAUCAAUUAAGAUGUUCAAUUUGUAAAAAAAAAAAUAAAAAUAAAAAGAUCUUUUGAAAUAUGUUAAAACAUAUUUUUUGAUACCUGUAUCGAAAACGAUAUUUAACAAUAAUCCUUGCACUACACAAGCGCAGAAAUAUUGACCAAUCACUUGACUGAAAUUCUCAAAGCUGUUCUAACCUGCAAUUCAUAUGCGAACAACUAGUCUUGAACAAUUAGUCUUCGAUGUUAAUAACACUACCAAUGAUUGCAGUAACGCGUUUGAUAAUUUUAACCUGUGAUUUUGAGAAGCUAUCGUCAGCCGUCUGGUUGGUUCGAUACAGUGAACAAGUGACGAUAGAAAUCAGGGUUCAAAGACGUAAAAUUCUUAUCUUCAAAACAUGAGUUCGUUGAAUCAAAAUAAAAACAUCUCGAGUAAAAUGAAAAUUGGUUUAAAAUGAAACAAAAACAAAAAAAAACAGAAAUAAUGUUCUGGGAGAAAAUGUAAAAAGUAUGACUUGUUUCAAAUUUGGAUUUCAUUCAUUUCAAUGUAAGAGCACAGAGACUUGUAACAGUUGGUGUUGGUAAAUAUUCAUAAAGGAUGCGUUCAUGGUCGGUCAUAUAAAGGACAUCUGUUGAGUUAUAAUGGUGGACAUUUUACGUGUAGGAGACAUUUUGGUGCAAGAUUGUUCCAUUUGUAAUAUUUGGAUAUUUUUGAACAUGAAUUGUUACAAGUCGAUGUGUAAUAAAUAAUUGUAAUUUUUGUUUUUGAAACAAUGUGAAGAUUUUAACAAGUUGCUACAUAUUGUAAUCUAAGUGUAUAAUAAUAAUAAUGAUAUAAUAGUUGUACUGUCUUUUGUUUCCAUUCUAAUGUAGUAAACUGUUUGAUGAUAGGUUGAUUUAUAUAUUCUAGUAUGUAUAGCCUCAUGUGAUUGGCUGACUGUCGGUACUAAGUUAAAAUUGAAAGUAGAAAAUCAUGAACCUUGAAACCUUCAUUGUUUAAUGGUAAAGGACUUUAUGUAAGGCCUUCUAUCCAAGUGCGUGUUUUCGUGGACGAAAAAGUCUGUAUAAUGCAAAUGUAAUUGGACUGUUUCCGUGUAACCAGCAAAACGUGUACAUGGAAAACGGGCCUAAGGCCUUAAAAGGAAUUUCAAAUGAUGCAGACUAAUUAAGUUUUGUUAAAAUAGUGGUUCUGAUUGAAUUUUAUUGAAGUGUUUUUUUUACUUGUGUUGAAGUAACCAACGAAGGCUUAUGUUUGUUAAAAAAAAAAAUGGUUUUAAUCAAAUUUAUUUGGCAAUUUGAUUUUUUUUUACCUGUGCCGAUAUGUUAGCCAAUGAAAUGAACAUGGCUCACUGCAACACUCUACUUAAUACAAGUCCAAUAACUCUCGGGGGACGUAUUCAUCAAAACUUAAAAUUAAAUAUUUUAAAAUUCUGUUCCUUCAUUGGCCAAAAGCUAAUAUUUGUUUUGGGAUUUUAGUGAUCAGCCAAUGAAAUGUUUGCAUCGUUAAAAUAUUUUAGUUUAAAUUGUUGUGAAUUAAGCCCCUGGUCGAAUAUUAAAACAAUAUUUCGAAAUAUCGUGUUACCUGUUGCAAUGAACUAAUGGUCAAAAUAAUGAUUGAUUUGAUGUUUCAUAUAUUCUAUGUACAAAAAAAUUAAAAAUAUUGCAUAUCUAUGACAGAGCCAAGUCUAAGUUUGAAAAUUAAAAUUUAAUUUAAAAACAAAAAAUUGAAAAUUACAAAAAAAAAAAGAGUUGAAUUUCCUCGGUAGCCGUUUUUCUUUUAUUUAUUAACAAUGCUUGUUCGAUAUUUCUUUUUGUAAAAUAUGUUUUUUUGAAGAAAUUUUUCAAAAAGGCCAGUAUAUUUUGCUGAAUUACAUUAUGCGCAAUGACUGCUGAAAAAAAAAACAUUUUGUUUGAAAUAUAUUUCAAAAAUUUUAGUUUGAUUUUAGUAUGGAAAAUAAAUUUGAUGAAUGGUUUUUUCAUCAGAUAUUGGACGAAAAAAAAUAAUGGAAUUUGGAAGUCACCUUUUGUGUACUAUGUUAAAACGUUUUUGAUGUAUUUUUUUAUUCGGAGGCUGGCAUCAUACAGAAGACUUGGCUCUCACUGUUUUGAGUUCUGUAAUGGACCCCUCCCAUUUCCCCCCUCCCCUGGAACCAUCUGUAGUAUAGUUUGAACACAUUAACUGAUGUUUAAAAUUAGUUGCUUUUCUUGUUACAGCAUACUCGUUAUAUUCUUAAGCUUUUACAGCAGUUCAAGAAAAAAAAAAGGCAGUCAUUUUUUCUCAAAACAAAAAACCCAAGUUACGAGAAUUUAUAUUUUGUAACCAGACCCCAAGUGGGCUAAUUGUAGAACGUUGAAACAUUGAAAUUAAAUCCAGAAAUGUAAUAACAUCCAUAUUGUGACUUGUUGAUAAGAAAAAAAAAAAAAUGGCUGCCCCCAUUGUAAGAUGAAUUUGUACAGCCUUGGUUACCGCUGGUAUUGAUGGUUAGUUUUGAAUUAUUACAGUUUUUGUCUUGUUUUUGAAAUUUUUUCCUUAACAGUUAAUUUACACAGUAUUGCAUGUAUAAACUCUAGUAACACAAACUGUUAUAAUUAUAAAAAAUUGGUAGUCAAAGGAGACGAUUCAUGAACUCCAUUUUAACCCAAAAUACAGCAACAGGAUGCAGGUUAGCAGUUUCUCGUCUGUACGCUAUUGGCAGGCAUUACUCGUGAUUUGCCGCCAGACUGUUAAACACAUCUCCUUUUCUACCACCAAAAAUAAAUUAUUCUAGUAAGAAAGAA